AUGCGCAACUUUGCGAGGAUCCCGCUUUGCCGCCCCCCCCCCGGGAAGCGCCUGAGCAGAGGCGCGCACCUCGGCGGGAAGCACCCCUUCCGCCUCAACAAGGCGAACAUAAACACACUGAGCAACUUCCUAGACGUCCUGGAAUUUGAAGAGGGGAAAGAAGACGAAACGGAGUACAGACGAAUCGAUGACCUAAGCAAAUACAUUGAAGUGAUCAAACUUAGGGACAACCCAAUUAACCAAAGUAAGUACUAUGGAUACAAUUUCGAAAAUGAAGAAAAUUUUUUUCACCCCAAUGGAGAAUUGAAAAAUUUACCUGAACAGGUCAGGCAAAAUGAAGGAGAACGAGUAAAGGAAUACCUGCACGUUCCUCCAUUCGUUUUAGCUAAAUUGUGUGAAUAUGCAUUUAAAGAAAUAUUAUUUUUUUUAAAUAAAAAACAUUUGAAGCAACUGAGCAACAUUUUGAAUGAUGGGGAGUCCAGCAAGAACGACAAGUAUGUAGCGAUGACUUUAAUUAAAAAUGCCGUGAUCAGUGCUGAGCAGAAUUUGCCUGGAUGUCAGGACACGGGUACGGCCAUCAUUUUGGGGAAAAAGGACGAGGGAAUAUUAACCACCUACGAGCACAAGUAUUUGAAUUUGGGCGUUUACAACGCCUAUCGCAACAACAACUUUCGCUACAGCCAGCUGUCUCCCCUGAGCAUGUUCAGCGAGGCGAAUACGAAGAACAACUUGCCGUGCCAGAUUGAGAUUUACAGCUCCGUGCGCGGGGGGAAGGCGCUCGGAGGGGCCACGUACACUACUUCCAGCGCGCCUACCACGUCUACCACGUACACUACUUCCAGCGCGCCUACCACGUCUACCACGUACACUACUUCCAACGCGUAUACCGCUUCCAACGAGACUACCACUUGUACCGCUUCUGGUGGGCCCGCCCCCAAGUACGAACUGAUCUUCAUCGCCAAGGGCGGCGGGAGCGCGAACAAGACCUUCCUGUUCCAGCAGACCAAGAGCAUCCUCAACGAAGACAAGCUGUACGACUUUCUCCUCGACAAAAUUAAAGAAAUCGGAACCUCCGCGUGCCCCCCAUACCACCUGGCAGUAGUCAUUGGAGGCCUGUCUGCCGAGAUGAAUUUGAAGAUGGUCAAGUUAGCAUCCUGCAGGUACUUAGACAGUUUGAAGAAGCAGGGGGGGGGCUAUGGAAAGGCAUUCAGAGACAUUAAGAGCGAGCAGAUUAUCUUAGAAAAGGCACAAGGGCUAGGUAUAGGUGCUCAGUUUGGGGGCAAAUACUUUGUACAUGAUGUGAGAGUGAUCCGCCUGCCACGACAUUCCGCUUCCUGCCCCAUCGGCAUUGGAGUUUCCUGCUCAGCCGAUAGGCAAAUAAAGUGCGUGAUUAAUCGGCAGGGGGUGUUCAUGGAGGCGCUGGAGCAUGAGCCGAUUAAGUACCUCCCGGAAAUUACGUACAAGGAUUUGAAGCGGGUCGGGGGGAUGGCGGCACACACUGGAGGGAUGGCCGCGCUCCCGGGGGGGGAUCAACAAGGAGAGAACCAAUCAGGGGAAGGCCUCCCGGGGGAGGGCGGAGUGCCCAUUAACCUUAACCAGCCCAUGGGCAGCAUCCUCAAAUGCCUAUCCGAGCACCCCGUGUCAACUCUGCUUCUCCUAACGGGCAAGUUAAUAGUCGCCAGGGAUACAGCCCACAAAAGAAUAGUAGAUGACUUUGUCUUGAACGGAAUCCCCAUCCCAGAGUACUUUAAAAAGUUCCCAAUUUAUUAUGCAGGCCCAGCGAAAACUCCAGAUAACUACGCCAGUGGAUCCUUUGGACCCACCACAGCUGGUCGUAUGGAUGCCUAUGCUGAAGUACUUAUGAAGAAUGAGGCUUCUCUAAUUUCGCUAGCCAAAGGGAACAGGUCGUCCGUUGUACGGAACGCGUGCAGAAAGUACCACGGGUUUUACUUAGGGAGCAUAGGUGGCCCUGGGGCCAUACUGGCCAAGAAGAAUAUAAAGAAGGUAGAGGUGAUUGACUUUGCGGAGCUCGGGAUGGAGGCUGUGCACCUCAUCGACGUGGUCGACUUCCCGGCCUUCAUCGUCAUAGACGACAAGGGAAACGAUUUUUACAACCAGUGGAUCCCCUCCUAG
Molecule: messenger RNA, 2133 nt
Organism: Plasmodium vivax (malaria parasite P. vivax)
Lineage: Eukaryota; Apicomplexa; Aconoidasida; Haemosporida; Plasmodiidae
Product: fumarate hydratase, putative
Exons: 1
Coding region: 1-2133 (710 amino acids)
Molecular function (GO): hydro-lyase activity
Source: RefSeq, a predicted model, not a curated record